Messenger RNA from Camelina sativa (false flax), 1317 nucleotides. RefSeq lists its product as uncharacterized. Gene Ontology annotation, molecular function: thiolester hydrolase activity. Lineage: Eukaryota; Viridiplantae; Streptophyta; Magnoliopsida; Brassicales; Brassicaceae. Gene Ontology annotation, cellular component: intracellular membrane-bounded organelle. The record is from RefSeq and is a predicted model, not a curated record.
AUGAGUAGUUCAGUAGAUACACAACACCAACCACCAAGUAAUAAAUUUUUCUUCCAUUUAUGACUAAAGCACAACAAAUUAGCUAAAUCUGUACCAAACGUAAACUUAUUAUUGCCUUCUUGAUUCUUGUGGUCAAGAUACUCUUUUUGUGUGUAAAGAAAGGUACUCUUCCGCUGAGUAGUGAUAGCUCCAUGGAGAAGAGUUUCCAACGAUCUGUUCUCCUUGUGACCUUGUCUCUCUUCUUCAUUCCGGUUUCAAUCUCAGUUCCAUUCAUUCUGUUUCACGGAAUUAGAGAUCAAUGCUCCAAUGGUGGAGUCAGCAGCUUCACACAGCUCCUUAGCAACCUCUCUAGCUCCCCUGGAUCUUGCUUAGAAAUAGGAAACGGAAACCAAGAUUCCGUGUCUAUGCCGCUUACGCAACAAGCGAAUAUAGCGUGUGAGAAAGUUAAAAAGAUGAAAGAGUUGAGUCAUGGUUACAACAUUGUUGCACAGUCUCAAGGUAACUUAGUCGCUAGAGGCCUAAUCGAGUUCUGUGACGAUGCUCCACCAGUCUUCAACUAUAUAUCUUUAGGAGGUCCUCACGCUGGCAUAUCCGACAUCCCCAAGUGUACUUCUCCAAUUUGCAAGUUGCUAAAAACAAGGGUCUACACCGACUACAUUCAAGAUCAUAUUGCUCCAAGUGGUUAUAUCAAGAUCCCUACCGAAAUGUCAAAGUAUUUGGAACACUCCAAGUAUCUGCCAAAACUCAACAACGAGAGACCUAACAAGAGGAACCCCGUUUUUAAAGACCGCUUCACUAGCUUACACAACUUGGUCCUUGUCAUGUUCCAGGGUGACACUGUAGUGAUUCCUAAAGAAAGUUCUUGGUUCGGAUAUUACCCGGAUGGAGCUUCCACUCCUCUUUUGUCUCCUCAACAGACAAAGCUCUACACUGAAGACUGGAUUGGUCUGAAAGCCUUGGAUGCUGCCGGAAAAGUUAAGUUUGUCAGUGUCCCUGGCGAGCACCUCAGAAUGGCGCAAGAUGAAGUUGUAAAAUAUGUCGUGCCUUACCUCAAGAACCAGCCUGCAGUUUCUUCUGAAUGCAGAUAUAACCGCAAGGCAAUGGAGACGACACUGCAUCCAUGAAUGAGACUUCGUUGCGAGGCUCUCGCCCAAUCAAUGUCUAACGUGAUCAAGAAGUUUAGUGAUAAACAAAAACAAUAGCUUCUCAUCAUGUAUUGACGCUAGAGGCUACUUAUUCUCUCUUUUAACGAUACAUGGAAUUCUAGAAAGCUCAAUAAAAGUCGAUCAUGUUUAGCAUGAGAAACGUUCAACGUGA